This is a messenger RNA of Kuraishia capsulata CBS 1993, 1857 nucleotides long. RefSeq lists its product as uncharacterized. The record is from RefSeq and is a predicted model, not a curated record. The coding region runs from base 1 to 1857 and encodes 618 amino acids. Lineage: Eukaryota; Fungi; Ascomycota; Pichiomycetes; Pichiales; Pichiaceae. The transcript has a single exon. Gene Ontology annotation, molecular function: RNA binding.
AUGUCCAGCGACUUGGAAGUUUUUGACUCCACUCUAAAGGAGUUUAUCGGCCUCAGACCGCCCGGAGUAUCCGGGUCGCGUAUCAAGAAGCUCACCAAGAUUGCCAUUGACAACGUUGAAGUGUGUACUUUAGGAUUCCGUGGAGUUUCUAAUCCAUCGCCUACUAACCCCAGACUACAGAGCGAGUCCCAGAUCGUCCAGAAACUGUAUAUUCACUGUAAAGGUAUCCAACCCUCUCAUAAAUUAGGGGCACUAUACGUGGUUGAUUCGAUAGUGCGUUCCUACGUCGACCAGGCAAGGAGCUCCGGUCAGACAAUAGACGAGUUAGCCAAGGACGGGACGUUUGCCAGAGGCGCAUUCAACAUCCAAUCAUUGAUUGAAAACCUGAUCGACGACGCGCUUGCGGCAAGUGACGACCAUGCCGAUAAAAUCCUAAAACUUGUAAGCAUUUGGGAGACCCAUAAGACGUUCAGCGAUGCGGUGAUCAAAUCCAUCAAGGCCAAACACUUUACUUCGACUACUCCACCAGGAUCACCACCUAAGAAGGCUGUUGCUAAUACCACUGCGGAUCCAAGGGUCGAGGCUAACAGCGCAAGCAGCGCUAGCACGGCUGAUAAGGACCCGUCGAGCAUUUUGCAGGCACUGGCCUCUUUGGCCAACAAAGCUCCUGCUGUCAAUGGGCUUAACCAGGCACCCAAUCGGGUACUUAGUCCGGGACUUCCACAACCACCAGCCCAAGUGGCUCCUCCACCACCUGCUAACGAUCCCAACGCGAUAUUCCAGAUGCUGCAAAACCUUAAGGGAAACGCUAACCCGUUACCACCGCAGCAGCAGAUGUACCAGAACCAGGGCCAGCAACCCAAUCUGAGCUACCGUGAUAGAGACGACAGACAGGGUAACAGACGGGGCAGAGAAAGAUCACGUUCUCCUCGUCGUGAUAACCGUCACCCAUUGCCUCCUUCUGGAAGUGUGGAGGGCGAGAAAAACAUUCCCGGAACUCCACAUUACAGACAGAAGUUUGUAACGACCGAUAAUUCGAUUCCGGCUGGUUCCAUCAAGGUUCUCAGCAGGACGAUUUUCAUCGGUGGAGUUCCCCAGUACAUGUCAGAGCAGGAUCUGAUGACUGAACUCCGUCCGUAUGCAGAAGUGCAGAGUGUAAUUCUGAACAGUGACAGAAAGCAUGCUUUUGUGAAGGUUUACUCGCGUGCUGAGGCAGAAUCGGUCAUCUCCUCGUUCACCCAACAGAACAACCCAUCUUCGCUCAGGGCCAGGUGGGGAGUUGGUUUUGGUCCCAGAGACUGUUGCGAUUACCAGCUUGGUGUCAGCACGAUCCCUCUGUCAAGACUCACAGAUGCCGACAAACGGUGGGCUGUAGCUGCUGAAUGGGGCGGAACUGGUGGACAACCACUAGUUCCCGGACUGGUUGUGGAAGAGCCUGAUAUCGAGAUUGGCCAGGGAGUUUCUUCCAAGGCGAUUUCCAAGAAGAUGCCCACUAACAGCGCUCGUAACGGACCUAGGUCAAACAGACCAGGCGAGUUCGAGAGUGCCAAUCACAAUCUGCCUCAGAACCCAAUGGUUAACGCCAAUACCAACAACCCUCUGGCCCAGCUGUUCAACCAGCAACAGCCCCAGAUGGCGCAGCCACAGCAAUUUCCACAGAUGAACUUUGGGGCUCCAGGGGCACCCAUCCAGCCUGCUCAGAUGAACCAAUUUGCCCAGAUGAUGGCUGCUAUGCAACAAAUGCAACAGCCACAAGGACAGGCUCCUCCUCAAGGCCAGGGCCAGCCUACUCCAGAUAUGGCCAACAUGCUGCAAAAUAUUGCCAGUAUGAUGCGUCAGCAGCAAAAUGGGAUGUGA